Molecule: messenger RNA, 539 nt
Organism: Macadamia integrifolia
Lineage: Eukaryota; Viridiplantae; Streptophyta; Magnoliopsida; Proteales; Proteaceae
Product: wound-induced basic protein-like
Exons: 2
Coding region: 194-337 (47 amino acids)
Source: RefSeq, a predicted model, not a curated record
CCAAAGGAUAUAAUGCUGGUUUAGGUAUGCAUAGAUAUAUACCGCCACGGUGCAACGGCCAACCGUCAACGGCGCCAGCGAUUGGUCUUUCAUCGCAGAGAAAGAUGACACAGCGAAAUCUCAGGAAACUAGGGUUUCUUUUUUUGGCUCUUGAAGUUAGGGUUUGUGACGCUUACUGCUUAUAUGAACAACAAUGAUCUACGACGUGAACUCCCCUCUCUUCAGAUCAUUCCUUAGCCAGAAAGGCGGGGCAGCUGAUAAGAGGAAAACUGAAGAGCAAAAGCCGAAGGAGCAGAUGCCAAAAGCCAAUGAGAAUAAGCCUGUAAUGACUGAGUGACAGAAUUAGUUGCACACAUGAUGUAGAAUAGACCUAUAUCCAGUUCCAGGUUUGUACCUUGCGGAAAACUAUAUGUAGGAGGUAGAGACUAUUUGCAAUUCAAGGAGGGGGGAGGGUUUACUGUGUUUUAAUUCCUGUUACUUUCUCUCAACAUCCGGUAUAUGAUUGAAUGAGAUGAGAUCAUUUUGAUCCUUGAAUGAGA